GACCGCUCCUUCCCCCGGCGCUUCCGCAAGCUCCACCCCCCGCCCCUCCUCGGCUUCCUCGACCCCGAGCGGCACCGCUUCCACCCCGCCGUCCCGCCUCACCCCUCCGCGCCCGCGGCCAGGGCCGUCGCCAGCGCCGCCGACUUCUCCUUCGAUUUCCUUCUCCUUCGGCUUCCUCCCCUCCCCCUCCCGGCGCUGGUUCGUGCGGGAAGUCCGUGACGGCCGCGUGCUCCUCGACAGACCCCGCCGCCUCUACGCCGGUGAGGUGUUCGGACCUCUCUUCAAGGAGAUGGCUGUGUGCGACCCCUUGCACCGGCAGUACCUCUUGCUUCCUCGGAUCCCCGAUGACCUAGCCGCUUCUGUUGUGGGCGCACAAGGGUCGUGCUACGCCGACUCCUUCCUCGUCCCUUCCGGCUACGACGACGAGGAGGAGGCAGCUACUACGGAGGAGCCAUCAUUCAGGGUGAUCUGGAUGGUGCUGCUCCAAAACAAGCCGGUGAUCGCUGUCUUCUCUUCCGGCACACGGCAAUGGCGAACCGUCCCAUCACCGACUUGGAGCGAGAUGUCACCUGGCUUCGUGUUAUCGACACUGUUUAUCUUCCUCAGGCGCCAUUACGCCCAUGGCUGUUUCUACUGGAUUUCAGGCUCCACUGAAAAAUUGCUGGUGCUCGACAUCCGCAGGAUGGAGCUGUCCGUGGCUGACCACCCGCCCUGUGAAAGAAAUCCGGCUGAUGAUGUGACCAUCCUGGAGGCAGGUCAAGGCACAACUCUGAUGUUUGUGCUUAAGCGCAGCACAUCCCCCGUUACUUAUACUGUUUGGCGAAACAAUGGUGGGAGCUCCACCUCCACCCGGUGGCAGAUGGAGAAGACAUUCUCGCUGGAUUCUGGGUCCUUGCUCACAGGUGCAGUGGGGAGGCACUUGCUCCUAUAUCAUGGCGGAAGCUCGGUCAAGCGAGGUUGUUCCACGCAGGACGUUGACACAUUCCAGCUUCAGAGGGUGUGUGCCACAUUUCCCAAACCGUCACACGCAUAUUGCAACUUCCCGCCGUCGUUAUUAUCGUCACCGACAAUGUCAAGUGGCACACCCCAGGGAGCGGGGGACACUGUGCCGGUGCCUGAAGCAGGAGUAGCUGGCCCUGGAGGUGUGCAAGGACCCGUCCUCGCAUCCGCCGCCCAAGCCCCAAACCCCUUGCUCGACAACAAUGGCGCGGAGGCGGGUCAUGGUGGGGCGAGAAGGAGGCGCUGGGGCUGGGUCUGGGGCUGGACCUGCGGAGUCUGCAGGCGCCGGGUAGCCGAGGUGCGAGGAGACGAAGGACUGGAGUAGUAGUAGUAGUGCCAAGGCGUCCAUAAUGUGCCACACCCCAUGCUGACAUCCAGGAAGCGGAGGACAUUGUGCCGGUGCCUGAACCACGAGAAGCUGGCCCUGAAGGCGUGAUCUUGUGCAAUGCAGGCACACCACAGGGAGCGGGGGACACUGUGCUGGUGCCUGAAGCACGAGAAGCUGGCCCUGGAGGCAUGCAAGGACCCGUCCUCGCAUCCGCCGCCCAAGCCCCAAAACCCUCGUUCGACAACAAUGGCGUGGAGGCGGGUCGUGGUGGGGCGAGAAGAUGGCGCUGGGGCUGGGGCUGGACCUGCGGAGUCUGUAGGGGGCAGGUAGCCGAGGUGUGAGGAGACGAAGGACCGGAGUAGUAGUGCCAAGGCGUCCAGAAUGUGGUAGGCUGCUAGCUAGAUGGUGACAUGGAGUGGCCUGAUGAUCCUUUUGUAAAGCUUAUUUGCUUGAUUUGUGUGGUGAUGGCCGUUGGGUACGAGCGAGGCACACGAGCAAGAGUGGCAGCUGUUCUGCUGGGAUUGCAAAGCUUUCGCCGUUGCGGCGUUGCGGGAUAUGACUGAUCGACGGUGCAGUUCAUCUUCUGUCGGCAAACCCAUCAUUACCUGGCAACAGGUGAUGCAUUGCCGAUUUUGUUGUGGACAGGGCUGGACUUGGUGUUAGGAAGUAACCGACAGUAGCAUGAACUUCAUCUUCAUGAACUGCAAGAGCACUCAGGCAUGCUCUUCAGGCAAUGGCGCGUGAUCGUCAUAGCGCUCUGUGAUCAUCUGCUUGUUCGCCGGACAUGUUGAGCAUACGAGGAACAUAUGAAUUAAAACAGGUUAGCUGUAGAACCCAAGUCGAUGUGUUUCUCUUUAGGUUCCAUUGCUUCAGAGUUCAGACCUCUGCACCAAGUAGCCCAAUGGAAGUUGAAGUGAAGGAGGGUAUGCUCCCGUGUUUCUAGAGUUGUUUUCACUGGGAAAUCUCAUCAUCUGGUUGUUGUUUGUAGUUCUCAUCUAGGCGUCCUCCCUGUUGACUCGCAAAGACACGAGCAUGGGCAUAUAUCGCUGUCAGGGCAUCGGACUGAUGACAUGCAGAGACGGAACGAGAAACGAUCCUCUAGUAGGUCCUCUAGUAGUAGGUUUUUUGGUCCAGUACUGAAAGCCUGAAACGGCCAUUGCAUAAAGAGGAUGCUAGUUUUCGCGUGGCACCACGAGAUGAUAUCACACAUG
Molecule: messenger RNA, 2538 nt
Organism: Triticum aestivum (bread wheat)
Lineage: Eukaryota; Viridiplantae; Streptophyta; Magnoliopsida; Poales; Poaceae
Exons: 4
Coding region: 290-1324 (344 amino acids)
Source: RefSeq, a predicted model, not a curated record